Cordyceps fumosorosea ARSEF 2679 is the source of this 954-nucleotide messenger RNA. RefSeq names its product Cadmium resistance transporter. The coding region runs from base 1 to 954 and encodes 317 amino acids. NCBI's taxonomy places the organism in Eukaryota, Fungi, Ascomycota, Sordariomycetes, Hypocreales, Cordycipitaceae. The transcript has a single exon. The record is from RefSeq and is a predicted model, not a curated record.
AUGCAUAUCGGCGAGGCCAUUGGCACGGCGUGCGGCGCCUUCGCCGCCACCAACAUCGACGACAUAUUCGUGCUCGUCACCUUCUACGCCGAGUCGGCCACCAACAAGCGCAUGUCGCCGCUCAACAUCACCCUCGGCCAGUACGCCGGCUUCACCGCCAUCACCGUCAUCAGUAUGAUCGGCUUCGGCAUCUCCCUCGCCCUGCCGUCCGAGCCCAUCGGCUUCCUCGGCUUCCUGCCCAUGCUGCUCGGUUUCUGGGCGCUGAUUGACGUCGUUCUGUCGCGCGGUGCCGACGACGACGACGAGGACGAUGAGCAGCUGCACAUGACCAACGGGACGCGCCUGAAAAUCAUUCUCAAGGUCAGCACAAUCACGCUCAUCAACGGAGGCGACAACAUCGGCACCUACAUCCCGCUCUUUUCGCAGACGCGCGGCGCCGAAAUCGCAGUCUACGUCGUGGUCUUCUACAUCGGCGUCGGCGUCUGGUGCCUCGCAGCCUGGCUCAUCAUGAAGCAGCGACACGUCCUAAUGAUGGCGCAAAAAUACGCGGAAAAGUUCAUCCCCUUCCUGUACAUGGGCCUGGGUGUUUUUGUUAUUGUCAAGUCACACUGCUAUCCGUGGUCAAUAGACCACAUCAACAGACGACUCCCGUCACAUCCCGGCCGGCUGAUCCUCGCGCUCAGCACGACGGGAUUCCUGCUACUAUCUAUCGCCAUCAUGUUUGCCAUUCAGUGGAGGAGGAGGAGGAGGCAAAAGGAGACCGCUGCGCAAUCUCCGGAGGAGAACGGCGGCGGCGCCUCUACCGAACUUGCAGAGCGCGAACCAGAGCCGUCGACGGAAGGGACGCAGGCUGGUCACGACUCGAACCAAACGCCUGAAAAGCCUACUACAGCAGACACGUCACUGGCCAGCACGAUACUGACAGAAGACGAGAAAGGACGAAUGCCGCCUUGA